GUUAUGUAGAAGAAAGGAUAGGUGACGGGUGGUCAAUCCCUUUUUUUUUUUUAUUUUCGAGAUGAUGAAAGAGGGCCAAAAGCUGAAUUGCGAAAAUUAGUGAAAGAAGGCAAUUGUUCAUAUAAAAAUAAAUAUGUAGUAUUUGGACUGACGAGAAAUCUGUGAUCGAAUAAUUAAAAAAUUUAAAUGAGUGAUAAAUAUUGGCAGAAAUUAAUUUUUGUAAGAUUGGAGUUUGGUAUUUGGCAGGCCAUGCGAAAAUUUUGGUCUUGUUAAUUAUUUAUUUUUUUUUAUUUUUAAGUUCAGGCGGCGCAUAAGUCGCUACGCAGAAAACAGCGGCGUAAAUGUCGCAGAUCCCCUUAACACACUUCCAAUACAUACUCCACAUUUUCUGUUAUUGCAGAAUUUUCUUCAAAUUCAUUAACGAAUUUCGAAAAAAUAGUCCGUUGACGUAAGGUCCAUUGACGGAAAUUCUAUUGACGAAAAGUCGUUAUUGAUUUUGCUUUGUUUACGAAGAAUUUCAGAUUUUUUAUUGUUAGAUCAAUCAACUAUAAUUAUUUAAAAAAUGAGUUCUCUUGAAGAACAAUUAGCGCUAUUUGAAAAAGAAGUGCUUGCAAGUGAUAAUGAAGCUAAAUCAAGUAAUUCUAAUUUGCCUUUAACAAAGGGAGCAAAACAAGAUGCCCCGAUACAGGCUCCCGAUAUUGGUGGUUCUCGCCCUGCUACAUCGGUAAAAUUUAUGCCACAUCAGCUUCAAAAAGUUAGUUUUACGAGUGGACGUGUUCCAUUUCCCCCACAUUUACAACCUCCAUCUGUUCCAACGGUAAUCGAGUCGGGGCCAACGCUUUAUGCUAAUGCAGUCCCUAAUGCUUCUACUCAACAGAAUAAGCCAGAACCGAGCUCUAGUGGUACUUCAAAUACUCCAAUCUCUUAUAAUAGUGCGCAGCAACAAAAUUUUCGAACACAGGCUUUACCUUCUGAUGUUGAAUUACUUUUAGCUAGAAAACAAGCAACAAAGGCCCAUGAAAAUAGUUAUUUGGGUGCAGUGCUUCGUGGUGAAAAGAAAAUGAAGCGUUUUGUUCGUUGCUGUGGUGGACAGGUUUGGGAAGAUGCUUCGAUGGCUGAAUGGGAUCCGAAUGAUUUUCGUAUUUUUUGUGGUGAUCUAGGAAAUGAAGUAUCUGAUGAAUUAUUGGCUAAAGCUUUUAGAAAAUUUCCAAGUUUUCAAAAGGCUAAAGUUUGCCGUGAUAGUCGAACAAAUAAAUCAAAAGGUUUUGGAUUUGUCUCUUUCAAAAAUCAAGAGGAUUUUAUUCGUGCAAUGAAAGAAAUGGAUGGAAAAUAUGUUGGAAAUAGGCCUAUAAAAUUAAGAAAAAGUAAUUGGAAGGAUAGAAAUUUGGAUAUUGUCAAGAAGAAAACAAAAGAAAAAAAGAAAUUGGGAUUACUUUAA
Molecule: messenger RNA, 1438 nt
Organism: Meloidogyne enterolobii
Lineage: Eukaryota; Metazoa; Nematoda; Chromadorea; Rhabditida; Meloidogynidae
Source: the annotation of a GenBank genome assembly